Siniperca chuatsi (mandarin fish) is the source of this 4667-nucleotide messenger RNA. RefSeq names its product regulator of G protein signaling 14b (gene rgs14b). Gene Ontology annotation, biological process: signal transduction. NCBI's taxonomy places the organism in Eukaryota, Metazoa, Chordata, Actinopteri, Centrarchiformes, Sinipercidae. Gene Ontology annotation, molecular function: GTPase activator activity. The coding region runs from base 113 to 1963 and encodes 616 amino acids. The transcript is spliced from 21 exons. The record is from RefSeq and is a predicted model, not a curated record.
GAAAGUUAUUGACGUGUCAGCUAAUUGACAAUAUUUAAACGACCGUUUCAAAUCACAAAAAUGUGCACUGUUAAGUAAACUGCCCUGCUUCACCUGUGUUGAGCUUGUGCGCAUGUCAGGACUCAGCAGUGUGUUUGUUUCCCUGAAGAUGGUCGCUUUCAGAGGACUUUAUCACAGGUUCUCCCGUCUGGCAAAAUUUGCUGCUCAAAAGCAAGUCAGGAAACGUGACAAAUGGUGCACCAUUGCCACUGGCAUCAUGGCAGACAAAAAGAGCCAGGCAGUGUCAGACGGAGAGUUGAACAUGUCUGCACGGGGCUGUGGAGGCAGCAGCUCCAGCCUUCCAGGGACUCCGGGCGGAGAGGCCGGCCCAGCCAACAGUGUGCUGAGCUGGGCCGUCUCAUUUGAGAAGCUGCUGGAGGACCCCUGUGGAGUUGGCCACUUUACGGCCUUCUUGAGGUCGGAGGUGAGUGCGGAGAACAUUUUAUUCUGGCAGGCUUGUGAAAAGUUCAGGAAGAUCCCAGCCACCUCCUUGGACGAGCUGAAAGCAGCAGCUCGCUCCAUCUACAACACCUACCUGUCCGACAGCGCUCCCUACUCGGUCAACAUCGAUGACACGGCCAAGACAGAGGAGAAGGACCUGGAACAGCCCACACCUGACAUGUUUAACAAGGCUCAAGCACAGAUAUUUAAACUGAUGAAGAUGGACAGCUACAGGCGCUUUGUGCGCUCUCCUCUCUACCAUAGCUGCACCAUGGCAAAUGUAGAAGGCAAACUUCUGCCUAAGCUGUCUAUAGAGCCGGUCCGUAUGGGAUCCUUGGAGGACAUGGCCACCAGAAGCCACUCAUUAAGUGACAAGAAGAACAAGACCUCAGACUCUAACAGCUUGCCAGGUGGUAAGAGUGCCUCAGAGAAACAGCGACAGAAAAGAGGAUCCUGGGGAGAUCCAGCCAACAUCCAUGGUUCAGCCUCCCAUAUGUCUGUCAAGUCAAGCAGCAGUGUGGAGCUCGGCUCCCUCUGCAGGCAGCUAGAGAAUGGCAAACUGAGUCCCCAGUCCCCAGAACAGGGUGGUGGGAGUCGGUUAGGGGUGGAGGGGGGCUACUGCUGUGUCUACCUACCUGAUGGCAGUGCCUCCCUUGCCCCUACACGUAAUGGCCAACUCAUCAAAGAUAUGCUGGCUAGCCUGUGUGAGAAGAGAGGCUUCCCGCUGAAAGAUGUCAUCAUCUACCUUCAUGGCAAGGACAAGCAGCCCUUAUCGCUGGACCAGGACUGCUCCGUACUGAGAGAUCAGCAGGUCUCUCUAGAGCUCAGGGUGACAUUUGCGCUAGAGAUUGCCUUCACUGGUAAGACAGUGGGGAUCAUGGUGAAGUCUAGUAAGACUCUGCAGGAAGCCCUCUCAGCAGUGCUGCAGAAACACCAUCUCAAGCUGCAAGAGGCCCUGGUCACCAUGGUUGGAAGUGACGAGCCUGUGAACAUGACUGGCACUGUGUUCAGACUGGCCAAUAAGACGUUACGGCUUGACAAAACCAAAGGAGGAAGAGACCAAAGCAGCAUUUCUAGAGGCAGUGGUUCUGCUGCAGCCACACAGGCAGGAGCAGUGAGUGCAGGUGGUCUGGAGGCCCCGAUCAUCAGAGCCAAGACUCAGCCCAAGCCCAGUAAGAACCGCGACAUGGAGGGGUUUCUGGACAUGCUGACGAGGGCUCAGUGCAGCAGGGUUGAUGACCAGAGAGGUCUUUUGACCAAAGAUCAGCUGGAGGUCCCUCUGUUCCUGCAGCUGCCCUCAGACCAGGGGCAGGACACGGAGCCAAACGAGCCCAGUACAACCGGCUCCUCCAAUGCAGACUACAAAGAGAAAGACGUCAAAGAAGACAAGACAUCGUUAACUUCAAGUUCAGCUGGAACAGUGGAGGAAACCCCUGACGCUGCUGAAUCUGAACCCAAAGACUUAAGGGAAACAGCAGUCUGAAAGACUGAAGAGUGUGCGGGGUGGACACAGACACAACCAAAAGCUACAACAAACAUUUCGCAGCAUCAUGUUGCCAAUCAUGUCAAAAGACAGGAAGUCAUUGUUAGUGAAAAAUGGUCAAGCACUUUUUAUAAUUGUUUACAAAUAAGCUCUGAGACAGCAGUGUGCUACCAUCUCUGCUACUGAAAAUUGGCCUCUUGAGGCAAUAUGUAAAGAAGAAAGAUCAUGGCAAGCAUUUAUAGUGUCAUUACAAAACACUACACAUUUUAAUGGGGAAAAAUGUUUGCUAUGAAUUGUUAAAUGUAUCCAAACAUGUUUUGAAAAGAAGUUUUAGCUCAACAUUUCACCCUGACGCCAAUUUGUUUUUACUUUAGUGUUCCCUGAUGUUUAAUGUUGUACAAUUUGCAGUUCACGUUGCUUUUAUUUCUCACAAUCUCACAUUGCAGUCAUGCUUUUCUUUGAACUCUAAUCAAAAACAUGUUUCUGCACAGGACUGUCCAGAAGGGGUUUUGAAGUGUAUUGCACAAUUGUUUUUUCCUUAUUUGAAUUAAGAUUAUUGAAUAUUUUUACUGAGAUGAGUUUUUAAUAUUUUUAAAUUACUAAUUUUCAUUUUGUGUGCUUACUUGCUAAUCAAAUGUGUGUUUGAUACUUAAAUGUGUUUUGUUUGCUGUGAUGGCACUUUGAGAAGCCCUGGUCAAGUCCUGUUUUCCUGUCACAGAUGACAUCUCAGGGUCCAGAUCAUGAAUUAGUAACGUGAUAUUACAGGGAAUAAAUCAGAUGAUGUGAUCAUCAAAAAUAUCCCACAGGGUGUAUCUGAAGUAUUAAAGUGUUUUAUGAUGAAAUUUGAUCCUUUCUGUCUGUAUUUGUUGUUGGGGAAAGGUUUCAGCUUUCAGCCGUCAGUGAGGAUUUUUCUUUUUUUUUUUUUUUUUUUUUGGAUGAAUCACUGAGGUCAGUUUCUGGCUUGACACAUGCUACGUGAUUUGGUUUUAUAUGUAGUGCAGCCAGACCCUACUGCUCCAGCGGACUGGCUGUAUGACUCAUGCAGUGUAAAACAGGUCUGAUGUGUAUCUGUCUGUGUAGGUGUCAAUUAUAACUAGCUUUGAUUAUAUUGUCUUUGGUGAAUCCUGGUAGUGAAACCUCCCUCUAAAAAUGCAAUCAUGUAAUGAUGUCAUUUUUGCACGGUGACGGUGGAUCAUUGCAGUGCUGUGAUUGGCUCUUUAUGAAGGGCUUGUAGCCAAUGACUUGCCUCAUCUGUCUACAGACUUGUUGCUGGAAGGUGUUUUCCAGUUGAGGAGCCUGGGAAGACUAUUAUGGGGGUGUAUUUGGCUAUUGUAUAGGUUACAAAACAAAUUAGAUGAGUCAUAGAUGGAUUUAUCCACAUGGAUGAUUUCAGAAGCAUGCAUAUUUCAGAGUACUUGACAGUCUGACAUUUGGAAAGCAUCUCAUUAGCCCACCUUGCCUAUAUCAUCACCUUAUAGAUGUGAUUGUCACUGAAGUAAUUAACCUGAGACAAUGAGCAGAGCUGGGUAAGAAAGCAUUAAGGUGCAGUAUACAAUACCGGUUUGUUACACCCACAGCUUCCAACUGCCAGGCUGGAGACAUUAGCAUACACAACUAUGAUUGGCACUCAUAGUCUUACACGUGUGUGUUUGUGUGUGUGUGUUUCCCUGCAUGAGUGGUGCGUCGGCAGAGCUAUGAAUGGGCAGAAAGGGGUGUGUUCUCAUAGACACCAUAGCAGCUGUGAGAUGAGGAGUGCCAUCUACUCCACUGCACGUCUGUACUGAGAGAAGGGAAGGAAGAAAAGGAGGAGAUGCUCUUCGGCCCCGCUUCAUUCUAGCCUAUGAAGUCCUUCAUCCCCUUUGCCUCGCCUACAAAGGAGGGAUUCCUCAAUUAACCAAAGACGGACAGACAGUGACAAGGGACACCAGAGGAAGAGACAGGUUGUACAACCCCAGUAUUCACCAGGACAACAUCCAUCCUAAACCUGCAUCAGCACUGAGCUUCUCCUGAGAAAAAUCUUCAAGUCAGCCAUGGAACAGAAGGCAACUGAUUGUCCCACCACCACCUCUCCUCAGAAGCACAUGAAGAACAGGUCCAAAUCCACAGAGGAGAUGCAACAGACGAAGAAGGCCUUUUGCUCACAAAAAUCACUCCCAGGCAGACCAGAGCUGGACAAAGUGAAGGAGUGUCCUGACUGCUCUGACACGCCCUCGUCCUCCACGGAGGAGCUAAAGUGAUAAACAGAUGGACCAAUAGGACAUUAGAGUCGUCAUCAAGUUACAAGAUCAUCAUAAUCACAACAUGCAUAAAAAUGUACAUAUGUACACAGGGAAACAUAAAAUACUGAGGAUAAUAGUGAACUAGAUAAUAAAACACGCAAGCAAUGAAUUUAUGAUUGGCUGAAAGAAACUGUACACACACACACACACACACACACACACACAAACUCACGCACACUGAAACAAUCGCAUGUAAACAAAUGGACACCCUUGAUGAUGCUGUUUGAUUGUACUGUGAGUGUUGUAUACAUACCAAACUGAAAGUGUAUUGACAAAAAAGUGAUGCUGUUGAGUCAAUCUGUCUUUACUCUGCAAACAUUUGACAAUUGAUGCUGUUCUGAAAUACUGUAGGUUCAAAAAACAUCUUUGACUAUUGCAUAUCUUGAUGUGAUGACAGAAAGGAAUAAAAGCUGAGUGAAAAAAUA